AUGACUUAUAUGUCAUUUACAGGUUGUAAUGAACUUGUAGAAAAGUAUGGAACCGAAGAAUUUGCUAUUCUUGGUUUCCCAUGUUCCCAAUUUAUGAAUCAAGCACCUGGAUCCGAUCAAGAAUUCCUUCUCACUUUGAAGUAUGUUAGACCAGGAGACAACUUUGUACCAAACUUUUUAUUAUUUACCAAGUCCAAUGUAAAUGGAGAUCCAUCUCAAAUUAGUCCAGUUUUCCAAUGGUUAAGAUCUGGAUGUGGUGCCACUUCACAGACUAUCAUCGAUACCAGUUUGAUAAGUUGGACUCCAGUGUUGACCAAUGACAUUACAUGGAAUUUCGAGAAGUUCCUUGUAUCCAAGACUGGUCAAUUGGUUAGAAGAUACUCACCAGAGACAUUCCCACAACUUUUGGCAGAGGAUAUUCACGAACUAAUUGAAUCCGACUGGGCUUAG
Molecule: messenger RNA, 450 nt
Organism: Heterostelium album PN500
Lineage: Eukaryota; Evosea; Eumycetozoa; Acytosteliales; Acytosteliaceae
Product: glutathione peroxidase 1
Exons: 3
Coding region: 1-450 (149 amino acids)
Biological process (GO): response to oxidative stress
Molecular function (GO): glutathione peroxidase activity
Source: RefSeq, a predicted model, not a curated record